AUGACCAUCGAUACGAAACCAGUUACCAUGAUCAUUCUCGGCGGCGGCCAGCGCGGCGUCGUCUACGCCAAGUACGCCAUCGACCAUCCUGACAGGGCAAAGGUCGUGGCCGUCGCCGACCCCCGCGAAGCUCGCCGAAAGAUCUUCCAGCGCCAGCAUCACCUGGAGGACGAUAUGCUGUUCGACGACUGGAAGCCCAUUGCUGAGCGCCCCAAGUUCGCCGACGCCGUUGUUGUCUCCGUCCUGGACCAGCUGCAUGCCGAGCUCGUGGAGGUCUUCUCAAAACUCGGCUACCACAUCCUGUGUGAGAAGCCGAUGGCCACCUCGAUCCCUGACUGUGUCAAAAUGGUGAAGGACGUCGAGGAAGCACCGGAGCCUAUCAUCUUCGGCGUCGGUCACGUCCUCCGCUAUUCGCCCUACAAUCGCCUCGUCAAGGAGGUCCUGGACUCCGGUGCGAUCGGCGACAUCGUCAACAUCCAGCAUAUGGAGCCGGUCGGCAACCAGCACUUUGCGCACUCUUUCGUCCGCGGCAACUGGAACAAGGAGCAUGAGACGACCUUCGCGCUCAUGUCCAAGUGCUGCCACGACCUCGACAUUCUCUCCUUCUACGUCUCCGGUCUCAAGCCGUCCCGCGUGCAGAGCUUCGGCUCGAUCGGCCUCUUCAAGAAGAGCCGCAAGCCGAAAGAGGCUGGCGACGCCACACGCUGCCUUGAGUGCCCUGCCGAGAAGGACUGCAUCUGGAGUGCCAAGAAGAUCUACGUCGACCCUUUUGAGCCCGGAUCCACCGGCCGCAAGGGCUGGGCCGCCGUCAUGCUCGAUAACACCGACCUGACGCUCGAGAAUGCCAAGGAGGCUUUGAAGACGAGCCCCUACGGCGUUUGCGUCUACGAGGCAGGCAACGACGUUGUCGAUCACCAGACCGUCAACAUCGAGUAUGAGGGCGGCAUCACGGCUACGAUGACGAUGAGUGCCUUCACUGAAGCCGAGUGCGCGCGUAGCACUAUCAUUCAGGGCACCAAGGGCGAGUUGAUCGGCGACAUGCGGAGCUUCACCGUAUUUGACUUCCUGACGCGGACGAAGAAGACGUACACGCCGCAGAGUGGCAUCGGGUCGCACGGCGGCGGUGACGGCGGUCUGUCUGCUGCUUUCGUCGACGCCAUCCUGGCAGGCGACCAGGCUCCCCUGGGGAUCACGCCGCAAGACGUGCUCAACAGUCACCUUAUCGUGUUUGCGGCCGAGAAGGCGCGCCGCGAUGGCACGGUCGUGGACUUUGACUCAUUCAAGGAGCAGGCCCUCUCUGGUAAGAUCAGGGGGAUAUAA
Messenger RNA from Trichosporon asahii var. asahii CBS 2479, 1320 nucleotides. Its product is annotated as streptomycin biosynthesis protein StrI. The coding region runs from base 1 to 1320 and encodes 439 amino acids. Lineage: Eukaryota; Fungi; Basidiomycota; Tremellomycetes; Trichosporonales; Trichosporonaceae. The record is from RefSeq and is a predicted model, not a curated record. The transcript has 2 exons. Gene Ontology annotation, molecular function: nucleotide binding.